AUGCUUUAUGCUUUACGGUACGAAAGUAACAAGCGAGAGCUAGACAUCUUAAAUAAGCUUGCUGCUAGCAAGGGCGCAAGCGCCGAAACUUUGCAAGUUGUUCAAAAUCUGCUUAAUUAUGCUGGCCCGAGACGAAGGACGGAUGGCUUCGAUCUGUUUUCCUCUGGACGACAAGGCCUAUCUGGAGACAAGGAUGCUUCACUUAUUGCAACCAGUGCAAUGGCUUCCUUGACAAAACGGCUUGUAAAGGGUUUAAAAGGAGUUGAGAAUGUUUAUGCUCAGCACGAGCCCUUGCUAACAGAAAUUAUAAACGAACUAAUCAAGGGUCGCUUACGCGAAUCAAGUUAUCCAUCGAUUGCUUCCUGCAAUCUAACCAGUUCUCAGCAUUCAUCAGUACUUCAACGCCCACCUCGUGAGAUCAUAGUAUUUAUAAUUGGAGGUGCUACCUAUGAAGAAGUAUUAGCAGUUCACAGACUUAAUUCAUUAACACCCGGAGUAAGCAUACUUCUUGGCUCGACUACUAUGCUCAACUCGAGAUCUUUCAUUGAUGAAUUUCGUUGCCAAUCCCCUGAAGAUACUUCUUCACCAUCAUCUGAUCUGUCCCAACAAAUGAAAAGCUUGCCGAUUUCAGAUAUGCCGAAGCAGUCUGCUAUUUCAGGCCGUUUCGGUGGCGCUGUUAAGUAUCAUUUACUUCGCUAA
This is a messenger RNA of Protopolystoma xenopodis, 699 nucleotides long. NCBI's taxonomy places the organism in Eukaryota, Metazoa, Platyhelminthes, Monogenea, Polystomatidea, Polystomatidae. The record is from the annotation of a GenBank genome assembly.